AUGGAGCCCGCCGCCCGCCGCUCGCGGAGGCGGCCGCCGCCGCCGCCCCCUCAGUCGUCGCCGCCGCUGCUGGUGCUGCUGAUGCCGCUGCUGCCGCUGGUGCCGAUCUGGCUGGGCCUGGCCGGGCCGGGCGCCGCGGCCGACCCCGCGGGCCAGGCAAGGGCCCGCGCUGUGCGGGUGGACGUGCGGCUGCAGCAGCAGGACGACCUGGUCAUGGAGGGCUUCUCGCUGGGCCCCGAGGACGACCCGGAGACCCCGCUGCGCGGCCGGCUGCUGCUGAUGGACAACGUGGGUGCCGAUGAGGAGGGGCUGGGGGAAGACUGGAUCGCGGUGGUCUACGUGGGCGAGGAGCACGCGGCCCCGCUCCCGCCGGAGGCCCAGCGCCACGGCCUGUGGAACUACCCCAGGAACCUGAUGUAUCAGAUCCGGAGGGCGUUCCUCCUGGGGGCCUCCACCCUGCUCUUCAUCAUCCUGAAACAGAACGUGGUCCGGGAGGUGGACAUAGCCCAGCUUCUGUUCAGGCCCAUCGUGGUCCUGCAUUAUUCCUCCAACGCCACCAAGAUGCUGGACGCCCUGCUCCAGAAGACCCAGGCCACGGCUGAGAUCACGAGUCGGGUGUCCCUGUCGGCCAACACCGAGUGGAAGCUGGCCCUGUGGACCACCUGCGGCCUGUCCAAGGACGGCCAGGGCGGCUGGCAGGACCUGGUGUGCCCGGGAGGGGGCCGGGCCUCGGAGCAGAGGCCCCUGCAGCAGCUGUGGAACGCCGUCCUGCUGGUGUCCUUGAUCCUGGGCACCGGCCUGGUGGUGCAGGUCCAGCGGCAUGCGAUCUGGCCCAACCAGCAGGAGCCCGAAGGCCAGGUGGAGCUGCUCAAGCGCCGUGUGGUGCGCAGGCUGGCCUCCCUCAAGACGCGGCGCUGCCGGCUGGGCAGGGCGGCCCAGGGCCCCCCGGAGCCGGACGCCGACACCUGCGCCGUGUGCCUGGACUACUUCUGCAACAAGCAGUGGCUGCGGGUGUUGCCCUGCAAGCACGAGUUCCACCGGGACUGCGUGGACCGCUGGCUGAUGCUGCGGCAGACCUGCCCGCUGUGCAAGUUCAACGUCCUGGGGAACCGCUACCCAGAGUAUUAG
Messenger RNA from Pipistrellus nathusii (Nathusius's pipistrelle), 1128 nucleotides. Lineage: Eukaryota; Metazoa; Chordata; Mammalia; Chiroptera; Vespertilionidae. The record is from the annotation of a GenBank genome assembly.